AUGUUUUUUGCAAGAUUUGGCCCUUGUCAGAAGCUGCACUGUGAGAACGGAGGAACGUGCGUGACAAAACAUUGGGCUGCCUCUUGCUACUGCCUCCCCGGAUAUACAGGGGAGAAAUGUGAAACAGCUGUUGACGAAUGUGGUUCCAAUCCUUGUUUUAACAAUGGGACAUGCAUUGAUCAUGUUAACGGAUACACGUGUAACUGUGAAGGAGCUUACGGAGGGGUUAAUUGCCAAAUAGAUGUGGAUGAGUGUGCCUCCAGUCCCUGUCUCCUAGGAGCCACCUGUUUGGACCACGUAAAUGGAUACGAGUGCUACUGUUCGUACGGACGGACCGGAACUCAUUGUGAAAUAGACAUGUCUUGCAACUUUGAUAAGGAUACAUUUUGUUCUUGGCACAAUGAACAACGGUGGGAUAAUUUUGAUUGGACGCUUCAACGAAUGUCAACGGCUUCUAUGGAUACUGGUCCCGAUGCUGACCACACGGUUGGCACAUCAAAUGGGAGUUACAUUUAUAUCGAAACAAGUGCUCCGAGAAUUGUGAACGAGACCGCAUGGCUUGUCAGUCCGGUCAUGCGCUACAGGAGUGCUCAGGCUCAGUGUCUUCAGUUCUGGUACAACAUGAACGGCGCAAGCGUAGGAACACUGAACGUUUAUCUACAGUCAGUUGAUGGUACAAACAUCCCUGGAAAACGCGUUUGGUCUUCGAUUGGGAAUCAAGGACCUGUUUGGCAGUUUUCUCAAGUGCAAAUCAUUUCUGACUCAGAUCUUAAGAUCAUUUUUGAGGGCAUUGUUGGUGACGGUUACGUUGGAGACAUUGCUAUAGAUGACAUCUCUUUCGCUGAUGGAUCAUGUGCUCUAUCAUCGACAACUGCUCCUGUCACCACGACCUCAACUUCAAUGUUGCUUUCAACUACGCCAACUGGAAAUAUAAACGGUUGCGAAGGAAAACCAUGUAUUCACGGAGUUUGUUACGUCCAUCAGAAGGAAUACUUCUGUCUCUGCCAUGCCGGUUAUGGAGGACAAAACUGCCAGAUAGAUCAAGACGAAUGCAGUUCAUCUCCUUGCAAGAAUGGAGCGACUUGUGAAGAUGACGUUGACAACUUUGUGUGUCAUUGUAAACAUGGCUAUGCAGGGAUAUUCUGUGAAACAGAGAUUGAUGAAUGUUUGUCAAGUCCAUGUUUGAAUGGCGGAUCAUGUUUGGAUGACGUGAACGGUUACACAUGCACGUGUGUGCAGGGCGUCGGCGGUGCCCAUUGCGAAAACAUGCUGGACCCGUGCUUCUACAAUCCCUGCGUAAAUGGAAAAUGUUUCUCCCAUCAUGUUCUGUUUCUUUGCAUCUGCCCAGCACAUUUCACCGGGAAGUUCUGCGAAAUAAGUCAAGACGUUUGUGCAGCCAUGCCUUGUUUAAACGGAGCUACCUGCUCUUCCCAUGAAGACACAUUUAUGUGUAGCUGUUCUGCAGGAUUCAAUGGAAUCAGAUGUGAACAUGAUAUUGACGAGUGUUUGUCAAACCCAUGUGCAAAUAAUGGCACUUGCGUUGAUGGAUUGGCAACAUUUACGUGCAAAUGUCAGCCUGGAUACAGUGGAAGGCUUUGUAGUUCAAAAAUUAACGAGUGUGAGAGUUCACCAUGUAGAAACGGAGGUGUAUGCUCAGACCGGGUGAAUUCGUUCAUCUGUAACUGUCCACUUGGAUUCGCCGGCGUCGACUGCUCUGAUGGUAACGGACCCACGUGUUUCUCUUGCGCUCAUCUCGGAAUGGCAGAGAAAUGCACUUCUAUAACUACAUGCCAGUCGGAUGAGGUUUGCGUAACUGAAACAUAUGCAAAUGCUAAUGGACCUCGGAGAUAUAAUACUGGAUGCCGAAAAUCCAAUAUUUGUGUGUCCGGGUCCUCUGGUGACACCUGUACUCAUUGCUGUACCUCGGAUUUCUGCAAUCACCAAGGAUGUAGCGUAACGGGACACGGCCUUCGAAGUGACCGCGGACCUUUGUGUCUAGACUGUGAUGACAUAGAAAACAUGGCCCUCUGCAAAAACUUAGCUCUUUGCGCCAAGGACGAAAUGUGCACCAUCUACGGAAGUCAUUUCACACACUUCGACGGAAAAUGUGUGAGCAAGAACUUCCAGUGCCCGGGCGUGGCAUCUGCUGGUGGAUUUUGUCAGACAUGUUGCGACCAGGAUAUGUGUAACAGUAACUGCACCAGACCAGCCGAGGUCGCCAUUGUUGGAUAGCAUUUGAUGGUCCACUUUCGCAAGAAGUUUUAGCACCAAGGGGAAUCGAACCAUGACAUACAUUACCCUAAGAACACCAUGCGUACUUUGGUCCCUAUUGCGGGAAAACGUCGGGAAAUCGAAUAUGUGCCAUUUUGCCUACAUAGUAUCGAGGCUGAUAAACAUUAUUUUUUCUCUAAACUCAGAUUGUAGUGUAAAUGCUAAAGCACCAAUGUGAUUUCGAGAUGUUUCAUUCAAUACUUGAUUAUCAUAUUCUGUUUAUUUUAAUGAUAUGUAUUUCAAAACUGUUUAGUAUUUUCUUUAGCCUUUCGUCUAUGCCAGAAACAAUA
Messenger RNA from Mya arenaria, 2561 nucleotides. Its product is annotated as neurogenic locus notch homolog protein 2-like. Gene Ontology annotation, molecular function: calcium ion binding. Gene Ontology annotation, cellular component: membrane. The coding region runs from base 1 to 2232 and encodes 743 amino acids. The transcript has 20 exons. NCBI's taxonomy places the organism in Eukaryota, Metazoa, Mollusca, Bivalvia, Myida, Myidae. The record is from RefSeq and is a predicted model, not a curated record. Gene Ontology annotation, biological process: axon guidance.